This is a messenger RNA of Branchiostoma floridae (Florida lancelet), 3797 nucleotides long. Its product is annotated as SKI family transcriptional corepressor 1-like. Bases 147 to 2579 code for a protein of 810 amino acids. Lineage: Eukaryota; Metazoa; Chordata; Leptocardii; Amphioxiformes; Branchiostomatidae. Gene Ontology annotation, molecular function: SMAD binding; DNA-binding transcription factor activity, RNA polymerase II-specific; RNA polymerase II cis-regulatory region sequence-specific DNA binding. The record is from RefSeq and is a predicted model, not a curated record. Gene Ontology annotation, cellular component: nucleus; transcription regulator complex. The transcript has 10 exons. Gene Ontology annotation, biological process: negative regulation of transcription by RNA polymerase II; negative regulation of BMP signaling pathway.
CUGGUUUAUAAUUGCCAGCGCUCGCCAUAUGUUACUGACUGGGAGACCCUGAGAGGGCGGCGGGCUGACAGCAGGGUAGUCAGUUAGGUCCUGUCAAUCACGGGUAUUGCGUUUUAUUGAACCAGCGGUUUGAAGGAGACAGAAGGAUGGAGAAUGAACAGAGAAGUCCUCAGGGCAGAGAUUCGAGCCCCCGUCCGUCCUCGUCAGACCCCCCACCGGACCCCCCGGGCGCCACCAUCGGGCCGAAUGCCAUCAUCCCCACCGACAAGUCGGACGAGAGGAAGGACGACACCGACACGGUACCCGUUCAAGUGUCGCAACACAACAACAACCAGGUCCGGAGUGUGAUGCUGUACGGUGUACCCAUCGUGGCGCUGGUUAUAGACGGAAAAGAGAGGCUGUGUCUGGCGCAGAUCUCCAACACUCUACUCAAGGUAAUGGGUUACAGCUAUAACGAGAUCCACAACCGUCGCGUGGCCCUGGGCAUCACCUGUGUGCAGUGUACGCCUGUACAGCUGGAGAUCCUGCGGCGGGCGGGCGCGAUGCCCAUCUCGUCCCGCCGCUGUGGCAUGAUCACCAAACGGGAGGCCGACCGUCUCUGCAAGUCCUUCCUCGGCGACAUCAGCCCGCCGAAACUCCCGGAGAACUUCGCGUUCGACGUCUACCACGAGUGUUCGUGGGGCUGCCGGGGUAGCUUCUAUCCCUCCCGCUAUAACAGCUCCCGCGCCAAGUGCGUGAAGUGCGGCUACUGCAACGUCUUCUUCUCCCCGAACAAGUUCAUCUUCCACUCCCACCGCAUGUCUGAGUCUAAGUACCAGCACCCUGACGCGGCCAACUUUAACUCGUGGCGACGGCACAUGAAACUGGCCGCGGAAAAGCCGUCCGAAGAUCUCGUCUUUGCCUGGGAAGACGUCAAGGCUAUGUUCAACGGUGGCAACAGGAAAAGGGUUUCAUCCAGUCAUUCCCCGCACAACGUGGAAGCCGCCAAGAAGCGCAGGCUGGAACAAGAGUCCCACCUAGCCGAGCUCCCUCAUCCCAGCCCUACCGUUCCGUCCUUUCCCGUCGUGCCAGUACCUAACAGGUCCUACAGCCUCCAGCUCCAGUCUCUACCCAGCAACAUGAACAUUCCCCAUAGCGUCGGCACCCACCCCACCCUCACACCGGGAGUCCCCACCGUCAGCCGACUGUCCGGGCCAAGCGUCAAGAACGCGUGGGGGCCUAAAACAGACGGGUUCGAGCCUUGGAAUCUGCCCUGGUUUAACGGCAUGAUACCUCCACCUCUGCUGGCGGCUAAAUCAAGUUUUAUCGACCCUCCACUCGCGGCAACAGAUCUCCUGAAGAACCUCCGGCGCCCGGAACCCGACAGCUCGAAAUGUCUGGUAAAGGAAGGCCCCGUCCCCAACCAAAAAAGUGACGACACUGCUUCGCAACCAAGAAUGACUUUAGGUGAAAAUGGAAGAAAACUUCUUUCCUUGAUGGAGCAAGAGCAAGAACACACGUCUGCCUUCAGACCCGUUAUCAAGCACAGUUGUGAGAGUUGUAAGGCCAGCCAGCCCUCAGCUUGUGACUGCGUACCACCAGGCAGCACCGCUCACAACUCACACGAGUUUCCCCCCGCACAAACGGUCCUUGAGAACAACAACGGGAGUCCCUACGACAGCGACGCGCGGUCCUAUCUCAGCGACAUCAACGUCACAGACGACUGUAUGAGUGACGAUGCCAGUGACAAGGACCCACCGAGGCGUCAUCAAACAAUCGCGGACGGGACGCCGCCCUCCCCGGCCAGUGGAGACAACGACGUUAUCGACCAUCAGACAGAAGAGACAGACGCUAUUGCGGUGGAGCCAGCCGUUAUAGAGUCGGGACAGACGGAGGACGCUACAAGCUCACUCAGUAACAACAACGAGUUCAACUCGCACAGCGCGGGGACGAACUCCCCAACGAGUAGUGACGGCGGGACGGAGGACCAUCCGGACACCACGCAAGGUCUGACGCCUCCACUCAAGACACCACCACCACCCAGAAGUACGGAGACGAAUGAGACAAGGGAGGACUCUCCGGUCGGCGUUCAGAAUAAGCAGCCAGAGGCGUCCAGUCUGCCCUACUCGGUUGGACAACUGUUGUGCGCGAGCCCCAAAUCUAAGGACUCCGGGAGAAGAGACUCUGUACCUGAUGGUGCGGGGGUCAUUCUGGACAGGAACUCAACCGUAUCUGCCAGUCCUUCAGACGAAUCUGACAACCAUGAGUUUGAAGACAUCCGACGGCAGUUGGCAACAAUGACAAAAGAGGAGCUAGAAAGAGAGCUUUCAAGACAGAGGGAAGCAAGGCAGCGAAUCGAGAAGGAGUAUCGUAUCUUACAAGAUACUUUCCAAGAACAGGUCAAGCGCGAGCUUACAUACAGACAGGAGAUGGUCGAACAGAUCCGUCUGAUUCGAGAUACGCUGUGCCAGGAGCUGGACCAGGAGAGGAGAGCACGGCUGGCUGUGCAACAAAAACUCAAAGAGGCCCACGACGCCCUACACCACUUCUCGUGCAAGAUGCUGGCAUCUCAACACUGCAAUGAAUGCAGCGACAAGUAGAGAGCACAUCAUGAUCACCCAACGCACGAUAUGUACUAGUAUACUUUAAAUGGUCCCUUCACAUGUUCGCUCAGAAAAAAAGACAUUCAGAGCUAUUAGCCUAGAAGUUAAAAAAAAGAUAAGGCUAGUUCCUCUCCAUCAAAAAUGAAAACUUAGUCUAACAAUUGUACAGAAAAUGUACAGUGUGUAUAUUUUGAGUUGGGUUUUUCCUGUAAACAAGGAGAGGGGUAUUGGCAUGUGUGCAAACAGAUCGUAUUGUAAAUUGUGGAUUCUUUGUGAAUUAAGCAUGCAUAUGGGCAUCACGAGUGGGGUUGUGAAAAGAUGUACUGUCAAACCUGUCUGAGUGACUCAAGGAACUUUAAGGAAAUGGUCAGAGUAGACAAGUGGCCACUUCUGACAAGAUUCUUGACUGGAUCCUUAAUGCUUGGGUCAAUGCAAAAAUAAUCUCAGGCCUUUUCCUCUAAAUGGAGGCCUUUGAGAACUAAAAUUGGAUUUGUAUGACUCAUGACUUCAUAAAUUGAACAUGAUGUAAAUGUAUGAGUUGAAAGACAACAAAAUACACAAAACUUACACCAACACAUUUUUGUAUCAACGUUUUAACUACUGAUGAGGUUUGUCUCUGAAUGGUCGCUCAGCCGUCGCCGGCUCAGUAGAAAGGUGGUAUAACGGACCACCAAAACAGUGGCCACCGUGGCCGGGUGGUCUUUCAAAUAGAAGUUGUAAGUAGUAUUACAGGUUUGGAUGUAAAAAAUGUAACACCAUGGUGAUACCAUGGGGAGCUCCCAUAUAGCAGUUCUCACUCUGUAUAGUACCGUUCGACUAUUCACUGAGUCGAAUAGCCUCUAUAGCAGUCUUCGUGGCUAGAAUUAUUUGCUUGUCCUGUGUUGGUUUCUGAUUGUUUAUCAGUUUUCUGGUUGCUGUUAUAAGUUGCCAGGUUUCCAAAGGCCGUCCCGACCUAGCCUGCUAUGGAGACUAUCGUUUGACGACACUGUGUCCUUUUCGCGCCAGAUUGCCAUCUAUCUAACGCACCCGGUCAUUGCAUUUGGAAUAAAUGUAGUAUUUAUGGUCGUGAUCCCGUGUACAUUAAGUGGUUGUUAUCGAUUGAAUCCAGGGCUUUUACGAAGCGUGGAUAGUGCAAUAUCCUGAUAUUAAAGUCAAAUGUAUUGAUUAACCCCACCGUUAAGAGGUACUUAUGGAAUAAUAAAGUUGUACGCUGGA